This is a messenger RNA of Apis laboriosa (Himalayan honeybee), 2712 nucleotides long. Its product is annotated as SET and MYND domain-containing protein 4-like. Lineage: Eukaryota; Metazoa; Arthropoda; Insecta; Hymenoptera; Apidae. Gene Ontology annotation, molecular function: protein binding. The coding region runs from base 640 to 2142 and encodes 500 amino acids. The record is from RefSeq and is a predicted model, not a curated record. The transcript is spliced from 7 exons.
AAUUGCUCGUAUUAUUUGAUGUAAGUACAAACAAUUUUGGCUAACAAUUGAUAACUAUGUUAUAUAAAUUUCAAUUGCAAAUUUAUUAGAUAGUCUCGUGCAUUUUUAAAUCUUCUAAAGAAGAUUAAAAGUUAGAGUAAUAAAUUUUACAGGUCACAUAAGACAAGGAAAAUGCUUACUAAGGACUAAGACAAGGAUGAUUUAUUAGUCAGAUAGAUUUAUUAUUCAGAAAGACGUUUAUAUACAAUAAAAAGAACAUUUUUUAUUUCCGAUUUAUUUUGAUUACAAGGAUUAUAUAUGCUCGAUAACCUUAUACAUAUAUUUUGAGAGAAAUUUUGUAUAUUGAAAUUUUUAAAUCUAAAAAGGAGAAAAGAGGACAGACAUCAUUGACUGAUAAAGGAGGAUAAAAUAGGAACGUAGGAAGGAUAAAAUAAUUUCCGGAACAUCGGAACACGCUGGGGGAGGAUCUCGAUGGGAAGAGUCGGCCGAGCGUUCCUAAUCGAAAUCCGGAACGAGAGAGAACAAUUAUUGAUGCAGACUAAUUUCACUAUACCGUCGAACAGCAAGAACGAAGAAAAUAAGAUAUUUCUCUGAGAAAAGUCCAUAUCUAAGAAACAAAAAUGUGGGAAAAGUCAAUUAAUGGAUCUUAUGGUGCAAGGAGAAAUCAAAAUGGUGGAAGGAAAGUAUAGCGAAACAGUCGAUAUCUGUACACAAGGUUUGCAACAGAGUCUUCCAUUCAGUGCACAAUCCGCCAUUUUGUACUUCAUUCGAGCCGAAGCUUUGGAAAGUCUUCAGAUGUACGAGGAAAGUUUGUUAGAUAUUGACAGAGCGAUAGAAAUUUCUGUCAGCAGAACGUUAACGGAUAUGUUGCAAAGAAAGAGGAUUGAUAUAUUAAAGGAAGCCGCUUGUUUCGAGCCGCAAAAAAUGCGCGAUAGAUGCCACUUUGAGAAUAUACCACAACUCUCAAAUAAUCAUCACACAUAUCAGUUAGGUUUGAGCAAUGCGAUCGAUUUGAUUCACAAUGGACGAUACUUUGUGGCGGUAAAACCGAUCAAGAUGAAAGACAUUAUUCUAGUCGACAAGUCGCAAAUUACCCAUCUUCACAAAGAUGAUUGGGACGAUGAUCCUACGAGUAACAUGUGCCAUUAUUGUUUCAAAUACUGCAGAGCGUUGAUUCCAUGCGAUUAUUGUUACCAUGCCUUAUAUUGUUCGAAAGAAUGUCGCAGUAAGGCAUAUCAGGACUAUCAUCAAAUCUAUUGCCGGUAUGGAAAUUUAGAUAAUAAGUCUUCGUUCGUGCUUAAAUUGCUCCUGAAAAUUACUGAAAACGGCGUGAGAUUGAAAGAAGCUAUCGAGUAUCACAAAGAACUGGAAAAUAUGAAUGAAGAAAUGGAGAGGAAGGUUUAUAAUCUGAAAGAAAUGAAGGAAAACAAUUUAAGAUGUAUUCUUAAUUUGAGUAUUCCUAUGAAGAAGGAUGACAAUAGGACCGAAGAUAAUUUAUUUUAUUCGGCCAAAAUAGCUAUGCUGCUUCGAAAUCAUAGUAAUUUUAUGCAAGGAAGUAACGAUAUUUUAAGUCUAACUAAAUUACUCUGUCGUUUGUGCUAUAUUUACGACGUAUAUGCACGUAUGGAUUUUAUACCAAUUUUCGAAAGAUAUAUCGCCCUAGUACAAAAUUUGUAUUUCUUGCUUAACCUGGUUCGCCAUUCCUGUUCCGGGAAUACAAUAUAUACCGUGCAUAAAAACAAUGUGCUCGUUCUGCGAGCGGCUAAAGAUAUAUAUCCAGGCGAGCUGAUUACCUUUAACUUCAUGUCCAAAUACGUCGCGUUGGAGUCCAAUUCUAUGCCUCGAAGCAUCAUGUUGAAAAAUUUCUUCGAUAUUUCAUGCGAUUGUGAAGCUUGCGCGAAAGGUUAUAAAUUUAAACCCGAACUCGGUACAAAUAUAGAUAUACCGAAUCAAUUACGACAACGUUUACGAAGAUAUCGAAUUGAUAUUGAUGCUAUGUGGGAAUUGCUUAAAAUAAUUAAUAACAGCACAAGGAAGCCAUGUUUGGAGGUAGAAAUUCUGAAAUAUUCCAUUUCAGAUGCGUAUUACGGGGAAGAAUAUUUUCAUCUGAGAAAACUAUACACUUUACUUGGAAUUUUAUAAAAGAACAUUACAAAAUACCAAUUAUAAUUAUCCUUUUUUAAAUUUUCUUAUUUCUAGUAAAUUUUUUAAAUCAGGGAUUACUUUUAUAAAAGAUUACUUUUUAAAUUGAAAAUCUUAAAUAAGAAUUGUUUUUAGAAAAUUCCAUUCGCUUUAAGCAACGCAACUUUUCGCUUUUAAAUAAAUUUUACUCUACAUUUUCUCAUUCUCUUCCUGAUUGUACUAUGAUUACUGGGACAUCCUGUAUAGGCAUAACAAUAUAAGUGCCCACUUCCCUCUCGAAAUAAUUCGUAUAACAAAAGAAAGGUUUGAUAUUGCAAAUUGCGAAUGAAUAUCGUCCACGUAAUAUAAAAAAGAAUUAUAAAGUAUUUUUAGAAAAAAAGUUUCGUAUAUAUAGUUUCGUAUAGUAUUCCAUAUAUAUUGAUAUUCUAUAACUUCUGUGAUUUGACCAAUUGCAUUAGACCAAUUUUAUAAACUAUGUAUGCACUAUCUUCAAUUAACUUUAGAACUAUCAAACCUGUCAAAAUGACGGAUUCCAAAUUUGUCGUUUUUACAAUGCAAAACAUUAAAAUG